This is a messenger RNA of Chara braunii, 1428 nucleotides long. The record is from the annotation of a GenBank genome assembly. Lineage: Eukaryota; Viridiplantae; Streptophyta; Charophyceae; Charales; Characeae.
GCGCAACUUGUGACCAGUGGGCGCAUCUUCGUGGUGAGCGCUUCUUCACCUACGUCGUGCGCGCUGCCCUGUGGAAGCGUGGAGCAGCGGGCGCGUCUUCGGCUGCGCCGUGCGUCAUCUCCUGUGCCGUCGUACAUGAGCGACUGCAUCUUCGGCACCGGUGUACGUCAUGAAAGUGGCGGUUUUCAGCAGCGGGCGUUUGUUUGGCGGUUGUGGCAGGCGUCUAGCUAUGGAGAGCACGGGGUUCUCGGAUAUGGACGUUCGUGGGCGCGGGCAGGGUCUUCAGGAUGACGAAAUCGACGCGGUGGCGAUGGCCGUGACUGCCGUCGUCAUGAACACGAUGCGUGGUGUGCCGUCCUCGUCAAGCGACAUGCUGGCAAGCUCCGCAAACAAAGAGCGCUGUUGCAGCGCAUUGACGAAGCGCCAGAUUGCGUGGCCGGGUGUCAUCGCGUUCGUGCUGUACAGGUGGGUGUCAGGAGAGACGUACGAGAGCGGCACGUCUGCCUUUAGCAUCGUGAGAGCAACUGGACUGCAGGCCGUCCGCGACGUCACUUUGGCACUGCUGCAGGCGUACCCAAACGCGAUAAAGUGGCCAGUGGGCCGUAGACGCGCGCAGAUUCUGCGCGCUUUCCGUGACAAGGGUUUCCUCAACUGCUUCGGCGCAAUCGACUGCACACACAUCUUCAUUGACAAGCCUGCCGACGCACCAUUUGCCAACUACUACGACAGCAAACAAAAGUUUUCCGUGCUGGUGCACGUGGUAGUGGAUUUGGAUCUGCGGAUCAUGGACGUCCACAUCGGAUACCCGGGAAGCGUGCACGACGUCCGUGUCCUGCACAAUUCCCAGCUGUGGAGGCGUGCACAAGCUGGCGAGCUGUUCGACGCACCUCCGGUGAGUCUGCCGCACAGAGUCGUCACGCGAGGUUACUUGCUAGCUGACAACGGUUAUCCUGUUGUCUGCCCCUUGAUCGUGCAGCCGUACGGAGGAAUAGACCAAGGUCUUGACGAGGAGCGGUUUGACACGCGGCAGAAGGUGGCGCGGGGGUGUGUGGAGAGAGCUUUCGGGCGGCUGAAGUGCAUGUGGCGUCUUUUCUUGCGCACCCACAAGACGAACCUGGAUACCUUGCCGCAACAAUUCGUGGCAGUGUGCACUCUGCACAACAUCCUCCUAGACGUCGGGAUCGACUUCGAUGAAAACCUGUUGUGGGAGGUGGAUGAGAAUGGUGUGUGCCGGAGAGUGGAAUUGGGCAUUGUGGGGAACGGCGCGGCCGGGCGGCAACGUUGCACGAACGUCGACGGGGACUUGUUGCGUGACUCUCUUCGAGACCAGCUGGCUUUGAUGUAGGAGCACGUAGACGCGUGGUGGGGGUUUGGUGCGUGUGUGUGUAGGGUGUGUGUGUUUCGGGGGUGUCGGGAUUGCGGACGCGG